AUGGUUUUGAAGAGUGGGAUACCCCUACUGCUGUUUCUUAUCAGCCUCCAAGCAAGCCCAGGCAAUGUGACUCCCUGGGAAAAGGCAGCCUCAGACCUUGCUGGACUGAGAGACGUGAGAUACAGACACUACCUUCAGACGUCCCGCUCGGUGUCCUACAGCGGCAGAACCAAACGCUCGGCUCUUUUCAGCACAGGAGUCAAAGUGUGUCCUCAGGAAACAGCAAAGGCCGUCAUCACCAGCCACCGUGCUUACUACCGGCUCAGAGUCUGCCAAGAAGCCAUUUGGGAAGCGUUCCGUAUUUUCUUUGAUCGUGUUCCCAACUCCGAGGAGUACAUGUCGUGGGUCUACACUUGUCAACACGAGAACCUCUGCCUGGAUGACCUGGCCCUAAACUUCAGCUCUUCUCCUGAACAUUUGGACCUGGUGGCAAGAAGAGUCGCUGAUCUCGGAGAUAGUGAAGGAGCUAUGGCAGAAACACCUGCACCUGGCAUAGACUGUACCUGGACCCUUCAGAGUAUAAUACCAACAGAGCCUGCCAUAGAUCCUACAGAACCAGCCAUAGAUCCUACAGAACCAGCCAUAGAUCCUACAGAACCAGCCAUUAUUCCUACAGAGCCAGCCAUAAUUCCUACAGAGCCAUCCAUGAUGUUUGAGGAGCCGAACCUAAUCCCUGAGAAUCCGCUUCAGUACAUAGUGGAGUUCAGUGUGACGAUCGAGGACCCCGUCUACAGCGAGCUCCUCCGAGACCCGGCGACGCCUGAGUAUGCUGAUGCGGUUCGGGAGCUCAGGGACAAGAUGUAUCAAGUUUUUGCAAGCAUUCCUGGGUUCAAAGAUAUCCAAGUUCUGGGAUUUCGGGCAGAGGACAUGUCUGUGCGUUACGCAGUCCUAUUCAACGGAGACACUGAACUUGGUGACCAGCCGGAGGGAUUCCACACAACUGAUGUGGAAACACAGAGGGACAUGAAUGUACCCAACCUCCAGAACAUCAUCAUGAGAGCCCUGAAGCAAGAGCAUUCACUUCCACUGGAUCUCAACGGUCUCAACUUUGACGCCGUUUACGCAGUGGACGACCACAAAAAAACUCAUACUAUGGCUUUCCCAGUUGAAGGAAGCUCAACAAAUGCCAUGAGUGCAUCUACAUACUUUGAAGAUUUCAAUAUGUCAACUGUUAUGCCUUUUAUUCCUGAUGACCUGACAAUGGUCAAUUGGGUCGAACCUGAGGCAACUCCAGCACAUCCUGCACGAGAGGCUGUGACACAUGUGGAACUUUUACCGUCUAUAGAAGAAAUACACGACUCCCAGACAACAGAAUCGGCAGCGGUUAUACAUUUGUUCAGCGAUGAUUCACCAACACAAAUCCCAGAGAUGCAGGUCACAGUCCCCACUUCUCUGGAGAGCACUGAUUCACACGCCAAGAAGGUGGACACAACUGUGGACACUUCAGCUGCAGCCGACAUCCGAGCGUCUGGACAGAGCAGCGAGGAGACUGUCCACACAGUCCAGGAGGAGGAGGCUGUACUUCCUGUUGUAGAGGAACCAGUACAUCCUAUCAAUGAGGCUGUACUUCCUGUUGUAGAGGAGCCAGUACAUCCUAUCAAUGAGGCUGUACUUCCUGUUGUGGAGGAAGCUGUACUUCCUGUCAAGGAGGUUAUGCUUCCUGUCGAGGAGACUGUCCUUCCUGUUGAGGAGACUGUCCUUCCUGUCGAGGAGACUGUCCUUCCUGUCGAGGAGACUGUCCUUCCUGUCGAGGAGACUGUCCUUCCUGUCGAGGAAGCUGUCCUUCCUGUCGAGGAAGCUGUCCUUCCUGUCGAGGAGACUGUACUUCCUGUUGAAGAGGUUGCUCUUCCUGUCGAGGAGGUUAUUGUCCCCCAAGUCGAGGAGGAGGCUGUCGCUCCUGCCGAAGAGGAGGUUGCCGUACCAGUAGAGGAGGUUGUUCUCCCUGUCGAGGAGGAGGCUGUCUCCGAAGUUGAGAAGAAGGCUGUCCUUAAAGUUGAAGAGGAUACUGUCCUUCCUGUCGGGGAGAUUGUCGUUCCAGACAAGGGAGAGGCUGUCCCUGAAGUAGAGAAGGAGGCUGUCCAUAAAGUUGAGGAGACUGUCCUUCCAGGAGAGGACAGGACUGUGACCACACCUGCAUCUGUGACCAGUGACCUUGAAACAAUCUCUUCUGAGUCUGGGGCAACCUUCACAGAGGAGGAGCUAAGUGUGUCCCCCACAGAGGAGGGCAGUGGGAGUGGAUUGUCCGCUGAGGCAGACACAGGUCUAUAUUGGACCCGUGCUCCUGCCAUGAGACAGGCCAGCACUCCUAUGAUGGCAGCAGUGGAGCGCAGCAAAGACCUGGUGGUGUUUUUCCGUCUCCGAGUGUCCAACAUGAUGUUCACAGAUAGCCUCUUCAACAAAGACUCUGCUGAGUACAAGACACUGGAGAACACCUUUCUGGAGCUGACACAGCGGCCCCGGCUAAGAAAGACAGAGAACCCUGGAGCCUCAAGUAAAUCAGGGCCACAGGCACUGCGAACGUUAGCGUCCAUCCCGCUUCUUCCAUACCUGGCGACCAACCUAACGGGUUUCAAAGCACUGGAGAUCCUGAGCUUCCAGAACGGUAGCGUUAUCGUGAACAGUAAGAUGAAGCUGAACAAAGCAGUGCCAUACAAUGUCACUGACGCAGUCCAAUGUGUCCUGGAGGACUUCUGCAGCUCUGCCACCAGCCAACUGGACAUUCAGGUGGACAGCCGCUCUCUGGAGGUCGAACCAGCUGACGAGCCGGACCCAUGUCAGUCCAUCACUUGUUCAGAGUUCUCUCGAUGUAUUAUAAACGGCUGGAGCGGAGAGGCCGAGUGCAUGUGUGAUCUUGGCUACAGAGCAGAGGGGGAGGGACAGACCUGCCAGAGCCUAUGCACUUUGGAACCAGACUUCUGCCUCAACGGAGGACUGUGUGAAAACAUCCCCGGCCACGGCGCCACCUGCAGAUGCCCUGUUGGUAAAUACUGGCACUACCAUGGUGAGCGCUGUGAUGAGCUGAUCACGCUUCCUCUGGACACUUCCUUCAUCAUUACCGCCCUCGUGGGGAGUCUUUGCCUUGUUGCCGCUGUCAUCAGCAUUCUAAUAUUUAUUAACAAGAAAUGCAUCCGACCCCAAAAAGCAGUAACCACAGUGCAGACUCCUUUUGCGUUUGACCAUGCAUUGCGGGUGAAUCCUGCUUUUCAGAACGAUGAUGAACUUAUCACUCAGACAUCAACAUUGCCUUAUCCUCCAAGCUCUUCCCAGUCACAAGCAUCUGAGCAAGAGCAUUUUGCCUCAAUUGAAAAUAUUCAUCUCAGUAUUGAGAUCCCCAGACAGCUCUACACAACAAGAUCCGAAAAGUUAAUGUCGAAUAUGGUGGAUUUCCACCACUGUAUCCCACACAGUCAGACGUGGUUGCCACAAAGCCCUGGAAAAACAUGCUGUGUUCUGAGAGCAUCAGAGAACGACUGCUUGGAAGUCACUGUGGUGUAA
Molecule: messenger RNA, 3495 nt
Organism: Knipowitschia caucasica
Lineage: Eukaryota; Metazoa; Chordata; Actinopteri; Gobiiformes; Gobiidae
Source: the annotation of a GenBank genome assembly